This is a messenger RNA of Ochotona princeps (American pika), 660 nucleotides long. Its product is annotated as transforming acidic coiled-coil-containing protein 3-like. The transcript has a single exon. Gene Ontology annotation, biological process: cell population proliferation; cerebral cortex development; mitotic spindle organization. Gene Ontology annotation, cellular component: cytoplasm. The record is from RefSeq and is a predicted model, not a curated record. Lineage: Eukaryota; Metazoa; Chordata; Mammalia; Lagomorpha; Ochotonidae. The coding region runs from base 265 to 660 and encodes 131 amino acids.
GUGGGGCCCGUUGUGGACGUGCUGCAGUAUAGCCAGCAGGAACUGGAUGCUGCGGUGGAAGCGGCACACAGGGAGAGCCAGGAACUGAGGCGCAGGUGUGAGGAGCUGCAAGCCAAGAACCUGGAGAUGGGGAAGAUCAUGGAUGGGUUUGAGGCAAUGGUCUACCAGGCAAUGGAGGAGGGGCAGAAGCAGAAGGAGCUCGCCUAGGCUGAGGUGCAGAAGGUUCUGAAGGAGAAGGCCUUGCUCACAGCCGACCUGAGCUCCAUGGAAAAGUCCUUCUCCGACCUCUUCAGGUGCUUUGAAAAGCAGAAGGAGGCGAUCGAGGGCUACCACAAGAACGAGGAGGUGCUGAAAAAGUGCGUGCAGGAUUACCUGGCGAGGAUCGAGAAGGAGGCGCAGAGCUACCAGGCGCUGAAGGCCCAGGCCAGUGAGAAGCUGCAGCUGGUCAAUGAGGAGCUGGCGCAGGUGUGCAGCAAGGCCCAGGCAGAGGCCCUGGCCUUCCAGGCCAGCCUGCGCAAGGCCCAGAUGCAGAUCGAGUCCCUGGAGAAGGCUGUGGAGCAGAAGGGGCGAGAGAACGAGGAGCUGACCCGCAUCUACGUCGGCCUCAUCUCCAAGAUGGAGAAGAUCUCGGGUGCUGCUGCUGGGCAGGAUGCUGAAUAA